Molecule: messenger RNA, 2497 nt
Organism: Danaus plexippus (monarch butterfly)
Lineage: Eukaryota; Metazoa; Arthropoda; Insecta; Lepidoptera; Nymphalidae
Gene: Golgin84
Product: golgin subfamily A member 5
Exons: 9
Coding region: 177-1967 (596 amino acids)
Biological process (GO): Golgi organization; retrograde transport, vesicle recycling within Golgi
Cellular component (GO): Golgi membrane; Golgi cisterna
Source: RefSeq, a predicted model, not a curated record
AACGUCGACGUGUUUGUCAAAGUCACUAUAGUGUCAAAUUAUAUUUGUCAAUAAAUGUAAAAUGAAAGUGAAAUGUAAUUUCUGAUGUAAAUUUGUUAUUAGUAUACAUUUUUUUAAAUUAAUAAAAGCAAAUAUUCAAAUUAGUAUUUCCUCAUGACUGACUAAUUCCCUCCUAAAUGUCAUGGUUCGCGGACCUCGCCGGUAAGGCGGAGAAUCUUCUCAACAAUCUAGACGAACAGACAGGCGCGGUCCUGCGGAAUACCAAUGGCAUUAAACAGAAAAAACAUGAUCUGCUUCACCCAGAACCAACUUGGAGUCAGAAGAGGAAGCCCCUGGCGCGUAGUUCAAGACGAAAUGCAACAAUUUCCGAUACGAGAUCAACUGUUACACCUACAAAUAGAAGUCCUCCAAGUAAAUCUGCCCAAGUGAAACCUUUUAUAAAAACGCAAGAUGUUUCUUCUUCAGAAAGGUCUCCGAAAAAAUCUCCACCUAGAAAACCUAAUUACAGUCCCAAUAACAGUCCCAAAACUUUCGCUGAUGAUUUCAAAGAUGACAUAUAUUUCACUUAUGGUGUGAGGAAAAGACGACUCAGCCUACCAUCAGAUUUAGAAACAAUCAACACUGAACAGAUGGCAUAUAAUAUGCAAAAUUUGGAAGUUGAAAAUGCUAUGUUGAAAAAUGAACUCAAUGUAGUCAACAGAGAGGUUUCAGAGUUGCUUGACAGAUUAAGAAAGACUGAAGAUGAAUUAAGAAGUUCUACAAUAAAAUUGGAAAAUGUCGAUAAACUUAAUCAUCAGCUAAUUGAAGAAAAGGAACUAUUGAACUCAGAAGUACGGAAUGUAGCAUUAAUUGCAAGCAAUCAGAGCAACGCUGAGUUGAAAUAUAAAGAACAUAUACAAGAUUUAAAAACACAGAUGACUUUAUUGAAUGACAGAAAUACGGAACUUGAUGAAAAAAUACAUAAGCUGUCUGAGGAGUUGGAACAGAAAGUAAAUACACAAUUGAAACUAGAAAAUGAACUGCGACAUACACACACUACUAUAACAGAAUUGCAGAGUAACUUGGACAAAUCAAACUCAGAGUGCCUUAGACUAGAAAGGGAUUGGGAAGCUUAUAAAUUAAGAGUGAAGAGUAUGUUACAUGCCAAAGACAACGCGAUCAAAUCGAUGCGAGACGGCUCUAAUAUUGACGAAGACACCAAAGUGUUGAUGGAACAGUUACAAUCCUUGAAAGAAGAAAAGGAAGAGUUGUCAGUGGCUAUAAACGAUGUUCGGAAUGAGUCUAAUGAUUUGAAGCAACACAUGGCUGAACUAGAACUGAAGUAUAGCGCUGCUGAACGCGUCGUGGCGGCGUUGAGGGAUACUUUGAAAGAGGAACGCCUUGCAAGGAACAGGGCCGAAGCUCAGUGUGGCUCUUUUAGUAAGGAAAUACAAAACAUACAAAUGGAAAACGGCCAGACAAUAGCCAGUUUGCGUAAAGCAUUACAGGAUAAGGAAAACGAAUUGAUACAUUUACGAGAAACGGCGUCGUCUAUACGUACAAGCGACACGAGUGCCUUGAACGUAGCGGACUAUGACGUCAUCAGGGAUAUUGACAGCGAAAAAAUACAUUACUUGACACAGACAUUGAUACAGAAGCAAGGAAAGAUUGAUUCGCUGUUGGCUGACAAUAACAUACUGAGGAUACAGUUGGAUAAAUUGGAGUCUAAACACCGAUCUGAAGUGGCGUCACUUCGCGCCAAAUAUUCCCAUAGCGUCGUUCAUUUGCAAGAUGGCGGGAGCCGUUUACGUCACCACAGUCCGUCGCCGUUGUACGCGUUGUCUUUGAGGCUCGGGCUAAUGAUGAAAAGAUUCCCGAUAUUUAGAGUGCUCAUACUGAUUUAUAUGAUUGGUUUGCAUUUGUGGGUGUUGACGGUACUGUUAACAAGUACGCCAGAAGACUACGUACCAAGGUCGAGUAAAUCGUGAAAAUCAAAAUAACAAUUAUCACACUGUACCUUCGUUAGAAUAGCAAUAAAUAUUUUUUAAUGUAUAGAUUAAAUAUAUACUAAAUAUAAAUAAGAAAUUAACGGGCAUGUUUGUGUUAUGUAAUUCUUUUAAACAUUGUUAAAUCCGCACAAAAAUCGAGGACUAGUACAUAAUUGUUUUUCUUAAUAAAUUUAUAUAUGUGUUUAAUCAUAACAUUCCCACGUGCUUAAAAGGUUGUUCUAAAUUUAAAUUUUUAAAAAUAAUGGUAAGUGUUCAAUAUAAAUAAAGUUAGUCAUACCCGCAUAUAUUUGUUUUUUGUAGCCUCUUGGGUAUUUUUUAAAUUAAUUGACCGCGAUGCCUUUUUACUCUCCGAAAUAUUUUUCCCGUAUUGCGUUUACUGAUCAACAUAGUUUUCAGUUCCUUUUUACUAACGUCUAAAAAAAAAUGUUGAAUGUCAUAUUCUUACUUGCCAGUAACAAUGUUUUUUCUUUUUUUUUAUAUGGGAUAAAAUAAAUAUUGCUCAAAGCCAA